AUUUGUUUCGGUGUACUUUUGGCGUUUAGUAGCUUUAAGCGUCUGGCCACACUGAGUGCCUUGUUUUUGUCCAAUUUCUCCGUCAUGUCCUCCAGCGCUAAUCCUUUCGCUCAAUUCGAGGAAUCGUUUACCAAAGACGGCAAUGUCUACAAAUACUUCGACCUGCCCUCCAUUGACAGCAAAUAUGAUUCCCUGCCGUUUUCUAUUCGCGUACUGCUGGAAUCCGCGGUGCGCAAUUGCGACAACUUCCAUGUGCUAGAGAAAGAUGUGCAGAGCAUUUUGGGAUGGACCCCUGGACUGAAACAAGGAGCCAAUGACGUGGAGGUGUCUUUCAAGCCGGCGCGUGUUAUUCUGCAGGACUUCACUGGUGUUCCCGCCGUGGUGGACUUCGCCGCCAUGCGAGAUGCUGUCCGACAGCUGGGCGGCAACCCCGAGAAAAUCAAUCCCAUCUGUCCCGCCGACCUGGUCAUCGACCAUUCCGUGCAGGUUGACUUUGCACGCACCUCGGACGCCCUAUCCAAGAACCAGUCCCUGGAGUUUGAGCGCAACAAGGAGCGCUUUACAUUCCUCAAGUGGGGGGCCAAAGCCUUCGACAAUAUGCUGAUUGUGCCGCCUGGGUCCGGCAUAGUGCAUCAGGUUAACCUGGAAUACUUGGCGCGUGUAGUUUUCGAAAGCAAUGAGGCCGAUGGCUCGAAGAUCCUAUACCCGGACAGCGUUGUUGGCACUGACUCCCACACCACAAUGAUCAAUGGCUUGGGAGUCUUGGGCUGGGGCGUGGGAGGCAUUGAAGCAGAAGCUGUGAUGCUGGGUCAGUCCAUCUCCAUGCUCCUGCCUGAGGUUAUUGGCUACAAGCUGGAAGGAAAGUUGGGCCCGUUGGCCACCUCCACCGAUCUAGUUCUGACCAUCACAAAGCACUUGCGGCAGCUGGGCGAAGUUGGCAAGUUCGUCGAGUUCUACGGACCCGGAGUGGCGGAGCUAAGUAUAGCAGAUCGUGCCACCAUAAGCAACAUGUGUCCGGAGUACGGAGCCACCGUCGGCUAUUUCCCGAUUGAUGAGAACACCCUUAGCUACAUGCAUCAGACAAAUCGGUCGGAGAAGAAAAUCGACGUCAUUCGGGAGUAUCUUAAGGCCACAAAACAACUUCGGGACUAUUCUCUUGAAGCUCAGGAUCCCGUAUACACUGAGUCUGCCACCCUGGAUCUGUCGACGGUGGUUACUUCCGUUUCUGGACCCAAGCGCCCGCAUGACCGCGUCUCCGUCUCUGGCAUGCUGGAAGAUUUCAAGUCCUGCCUGAUCAGUCCCGUGGGAUUCAAGGGAUUCGCAGUGUCACCGGACGCUCUCAAAGCCAGCGGGGAGUUCCAGUGGGACGAUGGGAAGAGCUACAAGAUCGGGCAUGGGUCUGUGGUGAUUGCUGCAAUUACAUCCUGCACCAACACCUCCAAUCCCUCGGUGAUGUUGGGGGCCGGUUUACUGGCCAAGAAAGCCGUCGAGAAGGGCCUGAAUAUUCUGCCCUAUAUUAAGACGUCGCUCUCGCCAGGCUCGGGAGUGGUGACCUAUUAUCUGAGGGAGUCGGGAGUGAUUCCCUACCUAGAGAAGCUGGGCUUCGAUAUCGUCGGCUACGGAUGCAUGACUUGUAUCGGAAACUCUGGUCCUCUGGAUGAGAAUGUUGUGAACACCAUCGAGAAGAACGGAUUGGUUUGCUGUGGUGUCCUUUCGGGUAACCGGAAUUUCGAGGGACGCAUCCACCCCAAUACGAGAGCCAACUACCUUGCUAGCCCGCUCCUGGUGAUCGCCUAUGCCAUCGCCGGCCGAGUGGACAUCGAUUUUGAAACAGAGCCGCUGGGAGUGGACUCAAAUGGUGGAAAUGUGUUUCUCCGCGACAUCUGGCCUACCCGAUCUGAGAUUCAGGAGGUGGAGCACAAGCAUGUUAUUCCAGCCAUGUUCCAGGAAGUUUACAGCAAAAUCCAACUGGGAUCACAGGACUGGCAGACGCUGCAGGUUUCAGAGGGAAAGUUGUAUCCCUGGAGCGAGGCAUCCACGUACAUCAAACGGCCUCCCUUCUUCCAGGACAUGACUCGUGAACUGCCCAAACUGAGCGGUAUUGCGAAUGCACGCUGCCUUCUCAUGCUGGGCGACUCGGUGACCACCGAUCACAUCUCUCCAGCAGGAUCCAUUGCCAGGAGAUCUCCUGCAGCGCGCUACUUGGCGGAGCGUGGGCUCACGCCGCGGGACUUCAAUUCCUACGGAUCAAGGCGGGGCAACGAUGCGGUUAUGGCGCGAGGAACCUUCGCAAACAUUCGACUCGUCAACAAGCUGGCCUCCAGAACAGGACCCAUCACUAUACACGUGCCCAGUGGCGAGGAGUUGGACAUUUUCGAUGCGGCGGAGAAGUACCGAAGCGAGGGAACUCCUCUGGUCCUGGUUGUGGGCAAGGACUAUGGAAGUGGCAGCUCCAGAGACUGGGCCGCCAAGGGACCGUUCCUGCUGGGCAUCAAGGCCGUGAUUGCGGAGUCCUACGAGCGCAUUCACCGCUCCAACCUGGUGGGCAUGGGCAUUAUCCCUCUGCAGUUCCUGCCAGGACAGAGCGCCGAAACCCUGAAGCUGAGUGGCCGCGAGACUUACAAUAUCGACCUUCCCAGUGGCUUAAAGCCCGGCCAGCGCAUUCAGGUAGAGGCCGAUGGCAAUAUUUUCGACACCACGCUGCGCUUCGACACUGAGGUGGACAUUACCUACUUUAAAAACGGUGGAAUUCUUAACUAUAUGAUCCGCAAGAUGCUGGAUUAAUUAACGCAUUUUUAAGAAAUAUUAUUCCAUUUGCAUUUCAAUGUUAUUUUUUAUUUCUGAAUAAGAAAUUAUAUUUGAGUUUUUGUUUGGGAA
Molecule: messenger RNA, 2877 nt
Organism: Drosophila ananassae
Lineage: Eukaryota; Metazoa; Arthropoda; Insecta; Diptera; Drosophilidae
Gene: Irp-1A
Product: cytoplasmic aconitate hydratase
Exons: 7
Coding region: 85-2784 (899 amino acids)
Biological process (GO): tricarboxylic acid cycle; citrate metabolic process
Cellular component (GO): cytosol; mitochondrion
Molecular function (GO): aconitate hydratase activity; 4 iron, 4 sulfur cluster binding
Source: RefSeq, a predicted model, not a curated record